AAUAAUUGAUACCCCAUAGUCUAAACAAUAUAUAUAUGUGUGUACACGUAAAUACAUACAAUGGUAUUAUAGCAAUAUAAGAAUUUUUUUUCUUCUCUUCCUUCAACCUCAUUUACGAGUUCGAGUCAUGCGUUGACCUCUCGUUUACGAUUCAGCCCCCGAGGAGAUAAUUUCGCAACUCGAUUAUAAAUCCGCGAAUGAUUGUUCGGAUCGCCUGCAUCUGGCCGAGACGAGCACUUUACGGAGGCUUGUGCAGAUAUAGACGGUUGGUCCCGGACCUUAACCAAUAAGGCAGUAUACCAUAUGGUCCAGGCGUAGCGACGACCUUUAUCUCGUUCGCUACACAGCGUUGGCCACACCUCCCCGCAUUGCCGGAUCAUGUUCAACGACAAAUUCAAUUGCGCAUCCCCGGUUGUAGAGCUCGGAUGAUAUUACUACGUAGUACUGUUGCGAUUUACGUUCUUUUUCGAAUACGUGUGCAUGUCAUGUACAUCCGACCGCAGCCAGUCUAUAUUGUUUGUCCAACGCUAUUCUUUGAAGCUUAGCGUAUCUAUCUCCGAUUGUGGCUGCAGCAAUUUGUCUAUGCGACGUUUACACGCUUAGUUGUAGGGAUUAUCAGUUGUAUUUUCGUAACGGUUUGAUUACUUAUCGCGGUUGCGUUCUCCGCGACUAUAGUGGCUAUUGAAAUUUUAAUACGGUAGCCGCGCAGCGCUGAGCAAACGAGUUGUCACUAACGACGUGAAAUCGAAGAAAAUAUGUCGUCUUACGGAGGUAUCGCUGGAAAUCAGAUAUACUCGUAUGCGGACGAGAAAAAUGCCACCAUCGUCGAUCUGCGAAGCGAUACCCUUUCGAGGCCUUCACUCGCCAUGCGGCAGGCCAUGUUCAACGCUGAAGUUGGCGAUGACGUGUACGAGGAAGAUCCUACCGUGAUAGAACUUCAGGAUAAAGCUGCUGCUCUCCUCGGCAAGGAGGCCGCCUUAUUCGUUGUUUCCGGUACCAUGGGGAAUCUCAUAGCAAUAAUGAACCACUGCAACGAGCGAGGAAGCGAGGCUUACUGCGGCGAAGAAUCUCACACAUUUCUGCACGAGCAGGGUGGAGCGGCUCAAUUGGCCGGAGUGAUGCUCUGUACGUUGCCAAACAACGCGGAUGGGACCUUCGACCUGAAGACGUUGAAAAGCCGGCUGCGAUCGGACCGUCUCCACGAGCCGAUCUCGCGCCUCAUCCUGAUCGAGAACACGUUCAACGGCAAGAUAUUACCGCAGUCGUGGAUUGACGAGGUGUCGAUAUUCGCGAAGGAGAACAACCUCAAGCUGCACGUGGACGGUGCCAGAAUCUGGAACGCAGCGGUCGGCUCCGGCCUUCCGGCGAAAGAGAUAAUUCGCGGCUGCGAUUCCGUAACGUUUUGCCUGAGCAAGGGACUUGGUGCUCCUGCCGGUUCCCUUCUCUGUGGAAGCAGAUCCUUCAUCGAAAAGGCACGGAGAAUCAGGAAAGUUCUGGGCGGCGGGAUGCGGCAGGUCGGCGUUUUGGCCGCGGCCGGACUGGUAGCGUUGGAACAAGGUGUUUCGCUCCUGAAGGAGGACCACAGGCGAGCAUUCUUCAUUGGAGAAACCAUCAACAGUUUGGGUUCCAAGAUGUUUGCAGUCGACCUGAAAACCACCGCGACAAACAUGGUCAUGGUCAAUAUCAAAUCCGAGGACAUUACCGCCCAGAAUUUUGUCGACAGGUUGGAAUUGGUCCUCGACGACGUGCCGGACGAUCGAACCAUCGUGCGAAGCUUGGCGAUCAACUCCAGACUCGUCAGGUUCGUCUUCUACUACGAGAUUGAUGAUGAGGCGGUAGAGAGAGCUCGAAGAAAAAUUUGUUACGUCAUUAGGAAGCUCGACGCCAAAGUUUAACGACUCGUCGUUUUUAAUCCUUCCAGCUUGUCCUGUAACAGGUAAUUCGAGCGAUGCAUUAUUGAUAAUAAUAACGAACUAUCUCGACCGUGAAAGACGUCCUCUCGCGUUCUCCGACGUCUGGCUGAUAUUGAAUGAUAAUAAAGUUAUAGUAAAUAAUAAAAACGUGGUAAUAUAAUCAUGUAUUGAUGUGAUUGUUGUUGCAUUUAUCGAGGCAUGCGUUGAAUUUUUUUUCUUUGCUUAUCACAUAUACACACACACACCUGCUCAGUUCAUCGUUUAUUAAAGUGUAUGUACUCAGCCGUAGCACAAAAGCAGUCCCAGACAAAUGCUAAAUAUUAUAUCUUCGAUAUAAAUUACAAUAGAAAUACCAGGCGAUCGAGUGUUGAAAAUAUUAUGUAUGAUAAAAUAACGACGUAUUAAUAAA
Molecule: messenger RNA, 2322 nt
Organism: Diprion similis
Lineage: Eukaryota; Metazoa; Arthropoda; Insecta; Hymenoptera; Diprionidae
Product: low specificity L-threonine aldolase
Exons: 4
Coding region: 756-1895 (379 amino acids)
Biological process (GO): L-threonine catabolic process; glycine biosynthetic process
Cellular component (GO): cytosol
Molecular function (GO): L-allo-threonine aldolase activity
Source: RefSeq, a predicted model, not a curated record